GAUAACGGAGGAUGUCCAAGAAGAGGCGAAGGGGGGUAGCAGAAGAGAGGGGACAUGGAUACUGCUAGGAGUGGCAGUCGCCCAACAAGUUUGGUGCCAGCUACUCCACAUCCAGCUAUGAUGAAGGCAUGUUGCGGCUGCUUCUUCUCCUGCCGGCACUAGUCUACGCCGAGCCGGACUUCAGGCCCUACCUUCUGUCUACCUGCCAAAGGAUAGAACGGCGUGGACAAGAGUGCAGUCGCAGGCAGGCCAAGACCGAAGACGGCUACAUAGUUUCCCUCCACAGGGUCCACUCCAGGGGCCUGCCUUAUGGGCCUCCGGUUCUUCUCAUUCAUGGACUUUUGUCUGCUUCUGACCAAUGGCUACUCUAUGGCAGGGACCAUGAUCUAGCUUCUAUCUUAGCAGACAAAGGUUAUGAUGUAUGGUUAGGUGAUUUGAGAGGAAACGCUUAUUCUAGAAGUCAUACUCACUUAAGUCCAGAAGAUCCCGACUUCUGGGAUUUCAGUUUUCACGAAUAUGGUUACUAUGAUGUACCAGCUAUGAUUGACUAUAUUCGUCUAGAGACAGGCCAUAAGAAAAUCUUCUAUAUUGGAUACUCCUUAGGAGGUACUGUCUUCUUUGUAAUGGGAGCUUCUAGACCAGAAUACAAUAAUAAGAUUCGAGCAGGGAUUACUAUUGCUCCUUAUGUUUCUUCUCCUCAGCUUAGCAGUGUUAUAUUAGCAACUUUCAGUAUGAUUGCUUCAAUAAUGAGGCAAUGGCGUACACUCCAUGUAUUUGAAGUGUUUCCCCGCUCAAACACAACUCUCGCAAUAAACCAGAUAUUUUGUAAACCAAAAUCAAGGCUUUUGCCCGUUUGUCUUCAAGUAUAUGACCAAGUAUUUGGACUAACAAGUGAACUUGACCAGGAUGUGCUAUUAGAUGUUGUGAGUACCUUUAGAGCUGGGUCCUCAGCAAAAACUUUAAACCACUGUGCUCAGGUUAUGUACGCAAAUUCUUUAAGAUAUUAUGAUUAUGAAAGUGAAGAAAAUAUGAAGAGGUAUGGAGACAUUAUUCCUCCUGAAUAUAAUUUAACAAAGGUCACGUCACCUGUUUCCAUUCACUACAGUUUACAAGAUUCAUUUGUAGACCCUAAGGUAAUAGACAAGUUAGCUAAAAAAUUGCCAAAAUUAAUUGGAACAUUUGUUGUUUCUUCGCCUAGUUUUAAUCAUAUGGAUUAUGUGGUUGGUAUACAUGCAAGAGAACUGGUAUAUCAAGAUAUAUUCAAUAUUAUAUCUAAGUAUUAAAUCAGU
Molecule: messenger RNA, 1289 nt
Organism: Nezara viridula (southern green stink bug)
Lineage: Eukaryota; Metazoa; Arthropoda; Insecta; Hemiptera; Pentatomidae
Source: the annotation of a GenBank genome assembly